Nematostella vectensis (starlet sea anemone) is the source of this 25307-nucleotide messenger RNA. RefSeq lists its product as uncharacterized. The record is from RefSeq and is a predicted model, not a curated record. Gene Ontology annotation, biological process: translation; ribosomal small subunit assembly. The transcript is spliced from 4 exons. Gene Ontology annotation, molecular function: mRNA binding; structural constituent of ribosome; rRNA binding. The coding region runs from base 148 to 25047 and encodes 8299 amino acids. NCBI's taxonomy places the organism in Eukaryota, Metazoa, Cnidaria, Anthozoa, Actiniaria, Edwardsiidae. Gene Ontology annotation, cellular component: ribosome.
CCCACACUGUUUGGUCGCAUUAUACGUCGUAUAACUUACUAAAAGUCUCCAGAACUAUUCCGAUGUUUUGCUUGGCUUUUUGCUCCAUCCGUCUGACGGCCAUCGAGAUCCGGCCGUGAUUUGCAACCUGAAAACCAAAAGAAAAAAAUGGAUAAUAACAACAAAACCGAAGAGAGCACAAACACAUGGCACGAGGGUGGUGACACCAUCACAGAGACAACACGACGGACAGUGGAUAAAGAUGGAAAUGUAGUCAUCACGAAGAAUCGGCUAGUAAAAAGAGCCGGUAAAAGCGUAAAGUCCGUAAAGAAGCCGGUUGUGAUAACCCCAGCCGAAAUACAGUUAUCUCUACAGCACCCCUCUUAUGGCCAGGAAACUCUCAUAACAAAAACACAAGGGGAGAACAAUGUGCAAAGAAUGCGCUAUUCAUCUCAAGACCAACAAAAAGAGGAUAAUACCAUCAUCCACACUAACAUUCCUAUAGAUGUUUCUUUUCCCAUGAGCCGCAAGCAAGAGAACAUCAUCAUUACCAAGCAGACGAAGAUCCUUGAAUCACAAUCACGAACAAUAGUCAACGAAAGCACAACAAAGACAGAGAGGGGCGCGCUAGAUGCAGUUGAUGCAAGUUACCAGAUGAACCGCGGUGUAAGACGCCUUGAGAUGAUGAAUGGUAAAAAGAUUAUCAACGGCACUGCGCCAGAAAAGCAAUCAUACACGAAGCAUUCAAAAAAAUCAAGAUAUGACUACAAAAUCCCGAUAGAUGUCGAAAUGGAUAAAUUACCAGCAAAAUACAACAGGGAUAGCACAAACACGACGAACGGUAAAACAGCAAUCAACGACUCGUAUUACAAAUAUACAAACAGUUCUUUGAACGCUUAUGGGCCAAAAAGCAACAAGAACAUCAAAACUAAUCAAUACGAGUCAAGCUACUACAGCGCGGCAAAACAAUCCAUACAAAACAUCGAUAGAGAGCAAUCUGAAUUCCAAGGAGACCGUCCAAAACAAGGUGAGCUGGUAGGUAAAUGGCAACCUGAGGAGUUUACUGUCGAAACGACAAACAUCACACCAGGCAGGUUAACAAUAGGUGAAUCCAACCACACGGAUCUUGAAGAAAAAGAAGUAGUCAAACAACAACGACCUCCAAGAAAGCUGCAAAUGGAAGAAAUUUGUGGCAUAAGCGAAACCAUGGCAAUACAGUUAGAGCCUACAUUCGAAGAGGAGCGUCCAAAACCAGGCAAGCUCGUCGGCAAGUGGAAACCUGAGGAAUCCACUGUGGAAAAGGCCAUCAUCAAGCCAGGGAAACUAACCAACAUCGAAUUCAUAGAGACUGAGCCUGAAGAAAAACAAGUUGUCAAACAACAACCGCCUCCCAGGAAGCUGCAAACUGAAAAGAUUUAUGCCUUUACCGAAACCACGGCAGUAGAGUCACAGCCUACAUUCGAAGAGGACCAUCCAAAACCAGGCAAGUUCGUCGGCAAGUGGCAACCUGAGGAAUCCAAUGUGGAAAAGACCAUCAUCAAGCCAGGCAAACUAACCAACAUCGAAUUCAUAGAGACUGAGCCUGAAGAAAAAGAAGUUGUCAAACAACAACCGCCUCCCAGAAAGCUGCAAACUGAAAAGAUUUAUGCCUUUACCGAAACCACGGCAGUAGAGUCAGAGCCUACAUUCGAAGAGGACCGUCCAAAACCAGGUAAGCUCGUCAGCAAGUGGCAACCUGAGGAAUCCACUGUGGAAAAGGCCAUCAUCAAGCCAGGGAAACUAACCAACAUCGAAUUCAAAGAGACUGAGCCUGAUGGAAAAGAAGUUGUCAAACAACAACCGCCUCCCAGGAAGCUGCAAAUUGAGAAGAUUUAUGCCUUUACCGAAACCAAGGCAGUAGAGUCACAGCCUACAUUCGAAGAGGACCGUCCAAAACCAGGCAAACUCGUCGGCAAGUGGCAACUUGAGGAAUCCACUGUGGAAAAGGCCAUCAUCAAGCCAGGGAAACUAACCAACAUCGAAUUCAAAGAGACUGAGCCUGUAGAAAAACAAGUUCUCAAACAACAACCGCCUCCAAGGAAGCUGCAAACUGAGAAGAUUUAUGCCUUUACCGAAACCACAGCAGUAGAGUCACAGCCUACAUUCGAAGAGGACCGUCCAAAACCAGGCAAGCUCGUCGGCAAGUGGCAACCUGAGGAAUCCACAGUGGAAAAGUCCAUCAUCAAGCCAGGGAAAAUAACCAACAUCGAAUUCAUAGAGAGUGAGCCUGAAGAAAACGAAGUUGUCAAACAACAACCGCCUCCAAGGAAGCUGCAAACUAAAAAGAUUUAUGCCUUUACCGAAACCACAGCAGUAGAGUCACAGCCUACAUUCGAAGAGGACCGUCCAAAACCAGGCAAGCUCGUCGGAAAGUGGCAACCUGAGGAAUCCACUGUGGAAAAGGCCAUCAUCAAGCCAGGCAAACUAACCAACAUCGAAUUCAUAGAGACUGAGCCUGAAGAAAACGAAGUUGUCAAACAACAACCGCCUCCCAGGAAGCUGCAAACUGAAAAGAUUUAUGCCUUUACCGAAACCACGGCAGUAGAGUCACAGCCUACAUUCGAAGAGGACCAUCCAAAACCAGGCAAGCUCGUCGGCAAGUGGCAACCUGAGGAAUCCACUGUGGAAAAGGCCAUCAUCAAGCCAGGCAAACUAACCAACAUCGAAUUCAUAGAGGCUGAGCCUGAAGAAAAAGAAUUUGUCAAACAACAACCGCCUCCCAGGAAGCUGCAAACUGAAAAGAUUUAUGCCUUUACCGAAACCACGGCAGUAGAGUCAGAGCCUACAUUCGAAGAGGACCGUCCAAAACCAGGUAAGCUCGUCAGCAAGUGGCAACCUGAGGAAUCCACUGUGGAAAGGGCCAUCAUCAAGCCAGGGAAACUAACCAACAUCGAAUUCGGAGAGACUGAGCCUGAUGGAAAAGAAGUUGUCAAACAACAACCGCCUCCCAGGAAGCUGCAAAUUGAGAAGAUUUAUGCCUUUACCGAAACCAAGGCAGUAGAGUCACAGCCUACAUUCGAAGAGGACCGUCCAAAACCAGGCAAACUCGUCGGCAAGUGGCAACUUGAGGAAUCCACUGUGGAAAAGGCCAUCAUCAAGCCAGGGAAACUAACCAACAUCGAAUUCAAAGAGACUGAGCCUGUAGAAAAACAGGUUCACAAACAACAACCGCCUCCAAGGAAGCUGCAAACUGAGAAGAUUUAUGCCUUUACCGAAACCACAGCAGUAGAGUCACAGCCUACAUUCGAAGAGGACCGUCCAAAACCAGGCAAGCUCGUCGGCAAGUGGCAACCUGAGGAAUCCACAGUGGAAAAGUCCAUCAUCAAGCCAGGGAAAAUAACCAACAUCGAAUUCAUAGAGACUGAGCCUGAAGAAAACGAAGUUGUCAAACAACAACCGCCUCCAAGGAAGCUGCAAACUAAAAAGAUUUAUGCCUUUACCGAAACCACAGCAGUAGAGUCACAGCCUACAUUCGAAGAGGACCGUCCAAAACCAGGCAAGCUCGUCGGAAAGUGGCAACCUGAGGAAUCCACUGUGGAAAAGGCCAUCAUCAAGCCAGGCAAACUAACCAACAUCGAAUUCAUAGAGACUGAGCCUGAAGAAAACGAAGUUGUCAAACAACAACCGCCUCCCAGGAAGCUGCAAACUGAAAAGAUUUAUGCCUUUACCGAAACCACGGCAGUAGAGUCACAGCCUACAUUCGAAGAGGACCAUCCAAAACCAGGCAAGCUCGUCGGCAAGUGGCAACCUGAGGAAUCCACUGUGGAAAAGGCUAUCAUCAAGCCAGGCAAACUAUCCAACAUCGAAUUCAUAGAGGCUGAGCCUGAAGAAAAAGAAUUUGUCAAACAACAACCGCCUCCCAGGAAGCUGCAAACUGAAAAGAUUUAUGCCUUCACCGAAACCACAGCAGUAGAGUCACAGCCUACAUUCGAAGAGGACCGUCCAAAACCAGGCAAGCUCGUCGACAAGUGGCAACCUGAGGAAUCCACAGUGGAAAAGGCCAUCAUCAAGCCAGGCAAACUAACCAACAUCGAAUUCAAAGAGACUGAGCCUGUAGAAAAACAAGUUCUCAAACAACAACCGCCUCCCAGGAAGCUGCAAACUGAAAAGAUUUAUGCCUUUACCAUAACCACGGCAGUAGAGUCACAGCCUACAUUCGAAGAGGACCAUCCAAAACCAGGCAAACUCGUCGGCAAGUGGCAACCUGAGGAAUCCACUGUGGAAAAGGCCAUCAUAAAGCCAGGCAAACUAACCAACAUCGAAUUCAUAGAGACUGAACCUGAAGAAAAAGAAGUUGUCAAACAACAACCGCCUCCCAGGAAGCUGCAAACUGAAAAGAUUUAUGCCUUCACCGAAACCACAGCAGUAGAAUCACAGCCUACAUGCGAAGAGGACCGUCCAAAACCAGGCAAACUCGUCGGCAAGUGGCAACCUGAGGAAUCCACUGUGGAAAGGGCCAUCAUCAAGCCAGGGAAACUAAGCAACAUCGAAUUCGGAGAGACUGAGCCUGAUGGAAAAGAAGUUGUCAAACAACAACCGCCUCCCAGGAAGCUGCAAACUGAAAAGAUUUAUGCCUUUAACGAAAACACGGCAGUAGAGUCACAGCCUACAUUCGAAGAGGACCGUCCAAAACCAGGCAAGCUCGUCGGCAAGUGGCAACCUGAGGAAUCCACUGUGGAAAAGGCCAUCAUCAAGCCAGGCAAACUAACCAACAUCGAAUUCAAAGAGACUGAGCCUGAAGAAAAACAAGUUAUCAAAAAACAACCGCCUCCCAGGAAGCUGCAAACUGAGAAGAUUUAUGCCUUUACCGAAACCACGGUAGUAGAGUCACAGCCUACAUUCGAAGAGGACCGUCCAAGACCAGGCAAGCUCGUCGGAAAGUGGCAACCUGAAGAAUCCACUGUGGAAAAGGCCAUCAUCAAGCCAGGCAAACUAACCAACAUCGAAUUCAUAGAGACUGAGCCUGAAGAAAACGAAGUUGUCAAACAACAACCGCCUCCCAGGAAGCUGCAAACUGAAAAGAUUUAUGCCUUUACCGAAACCACGGCAGUAGAGUCACAGCCUACAUUCGAAGAGGACCAUCCAAAACCAGGCAAGCUCGUCGGCAAGUGGCAACCUGAGGAAUCCACUGUGGAAAAGGCCAUCAUAAAGCCAGGCAAACUAACCAACAUCGAAUUCAUAGAGACUGAACCUGAAGAAAAAGAAGUUGUCAAACAACAACCGCCUCCCAGGAAGCUGCAAACUGAAAAGAUUUAUGCCUUCACCGAAACCACAGCAGUAGAGUCACAGCCUACAUUCGAAGAGGACCGUCCAAAACCAGGCAAACUCGUCGGCAAGUGGCAACCUGAGGAGUCCACUGUGGAAAGGGCCAUCAUCAAGCCAAGGAAACUAACCAACAUCGAAUUCGGAGAGACUGAGCCUGAUGGAAAAGAAGUUGUCAAACAACAACCGCCUCCCAGGAAGCUGCAAACUGAAAAGAUUUAUGCCUUCACCGAAACAACAGCAGUAGAGUCACAGCCUACAUUCGAAGAGGACCGUCCAAAACCAGGCAAGCUCGUCGGCAAGUGGCAACCUGAGGAAUCCACUGUGGAAAAGGCCAUCAUCAAGCCAGGCAAACUAACCAACAUCGAAUUCAAAGAGACUGAGCCUGAAGAAAAACAAGUUAUCAAAAAACAACCGCCUUCCAGGAAGCUGCAAACUAAAAAGAUUUAUGCCUUUACCGAAACCACGGCAGUAGAGUCACAGCCUACAUUCGAAGAGGACCGUCCAAGACCAGGCAAGCUCGUCGGAAAGUGGCAACCUGAGGAAUCCACUGUAGAAAAGGCCAUCAUCAAGCCAGGCAAACUAAACAACAUCGAAUUCAUAGAGACUGAGCCUGAAGAAAACGAAGUUGUCAAACAACAACCGCCUCCCAGGAAGCUGCAAACUGAAAAGAUUUAUGCCUUUAACGAAACCACGGCAGUAGAGUCACAGCCUACAUUCGAAGAGGACCAUCCAAAACCAGGCAAGCUCGUCGGCAAGUGGCAACCUGAGGAAUCCACUGUGGAAAAGGCCAUCAUAAAGCCAGGCAAACUAACCAACAUCGAAUUCAUAGAGACUGAACCUGAAGAAAAAGAAGUUGUCAAACAACAACCGCCUCCCAGGAAGCUGCAAACUGAAAAGAUUUAUGCCUUUACCGAAACCACGGCAGUAGAGUCACAGCCUACAUUCGAAGAGGACCGUCCAAGACCAGGCAAGCUCGUCGAAAAGUGGCAACCUGAGGAAUCCACUGUGGAAAAGGCCAUCAUCAAUCCAGGCAAACUAACCAACAUCGAAUUCAUAGAGACUGAGCCUGAAGAAAACAAAGUUGUCAAACAACAACCGCCUCCCAGGAAGCUGCAAACUGAAAAGAUGUAUGCCUUCACCGAAACCACAGCAGUAGAGUCACAGCCUACAUUCGAAGAGGACCGUCAAAAACCAGGCAAACUCGUCGGCAAGUGGCAACCUGAGGAAUCCACUGUGGAAAGGGCCAUCAUCAAGCCAGGCAAACUAACCAACAUCGAAUUCGGAGAGACUGAGCCUGAUGGAAAACAAGUUGUCAAACAACAACCGCCUCCCAGGAAGCUGCAAACUGAAAAGAUUUAUACCUUCACCGAAACCACAGCAGUAGAGUCACAGCCUAAAUUCGAAGAGGACCGUCGAAAACCAGGCAAGCUCGUCGGCAAGUGGCAACCUGAGGAAUCCACAGUGGAAAAGUCCAUCAUCAAGCCAGGCAAACUAACCAACAUCGAAUUCAUAGAGACUGAGCCUGAAGAAAACGAAGUUGUCAAACAACAACCGCCUCCCAGGAAGCUGCAAACUGAAAAGAUUUAUGCCUUUACCGAAACCACAGCAGUAGAGUCACAGCCUACAUUCGAAGAGGACCGUCCAAAACCAGGCAAGCUCGUCGGCAAGUGGCAACCUGAAGAAUCCACUGUGGAAAAGGCCAUCAUCAAGCCAGGCAAACUAACCAACAUCGAAUUCAUAGAGACUGAACCUGAAGAAAAAGAAGUUGUCAAACAACAACCGCCUCCCAGGAAGCUGCAAACUGAAAAGAUUUAUGCCUUCACCGAAACCACAGCAGUAGAGUCACAGCCUACAUUCGAAGAGGACCGUCCAAAACCAGGCAAGCUCGUCGGCAAGUGGCAACCUGAGGAAUCCACUGUGGAAAAGGCCAUCAUCAAGCCAGGCAAACUAACCAACAUCGAAUUCAUAGAGACUGAGCCUGAAGAAAAACAAGUUAUCAAAAAACAACCGCCUCCCAGGAAGCUGCAAACUGAAAAGAUUUAUGCCUUUACCGAAACCACGGCAGUAGAGUCACAGCCUACAUUCGAAGAGGACCGUCCAAGACAAGGCAAGCUCGUCGAAAAGUGGCAACCUGAGGAAUCCACUGUGGAAAAGGCCAUCAUCAAUCCAGGCAAACUAACCAACAUCGAAUUCAUAGCGACUGAGCCUGAAGAAAACAAAGUUGUCAAACAACAACCGCCUCCCAGGAAGCUGCAAACUGAAAAGAUUUAUGCCUUCACCGAAACCACAGCAGUAGAGUCACAGCCUACAUUCGAAGAGGACCGUCCAAAACCAGGCAAACUCGUCGGCAAGUGGCAACCUGAGGAAUCCACUGUGGAAAGGGCCAUCAUCAAGCCAGGCAAACUAACCAACAUCGAAUUCGGAGAGACUGAGCCUGAUGGAAAACAAGUUGUCAAACAACAACCGCCUCCCAGGAAGCUGCAAACUGAAAAGAUUUAUGCCUUCACCGAAACCACAGCAGUAGAGUCACAGCCUGAAUUCGAAGAGGACCGUCGAAAACCAGGCAAGCUCGUCGGCAAGUGGCAACCUGAGGAAUCCACAGUGGAAAAGUCCAUCAUCAAGCCAGGCAAACUAACCAACAUCGAAUUCAUAGAGACUGAGCCUGAAGAAAAAGAAGUUGUCAAACAACAACCGCCUCCCAGGAAGCUGCAAACUGAAAAGAUUUAUGCCUUCACCGAAACCACAGCAGUGGAGUCACAGCCUACAUUCGAAGAGGACCGUCCAAAACCAGGCAAGCUCGUCGGCAAGUGGCAACUUGAGGAAUCCACUGUGGAAAAGGCCAUCAUCAAGCCAGGGAAACUAACCAACAUCGAAUUCAUAGAGACUGAGCCUGAAGAAAACGAAGUUGUCAAACAACAACCGCCUCCCAGGAAGCUGCAAACUGAAAAGAUUUAUGCCUUUACCGAAACCACGGCAGUAGAGUCACAGCCUACAUUCGAAGAGGACCGUCCAAAACCAGGCAAACUCGUCGGCAAGUGGCAACCUGAGGAAUCCACUGUGGAAAGGGCCAUCAUCAAGCCAGGGAAACUAACCAACAUCGAAUUCGGAGAGACUGAGCCUGAUGGAAAAGAAGUUGUCAAACAACAACCGCCUCCCAGGAAGCUGCAAACUGAAAAGAUUUAUGCCUUCACCGACACCACAGCAGUAGAGUCACAGCCUACAUUCAAAGAGGACCGUCCAAAACCAGGCAAGCUCGUCGGCAAGUGGCAACCUGAGGAAUCCACUGUGGAAAAGGCCAUCAUCAAGCCCGGCAAACUAACCAACAUCGAAUUCAUAGAGACUGAGCCUGAAGAAAAAGAAGUUGUCAAACAACAACCGCCUCCCAGAAAGCUGCAAACUGAAAAGAUUUAUGCCUUUACCGAAACCACGGCAGUAGAGUCACAGCCUACAUUCGAAGAGGACCGUCGAAAACCAGGCAAGCUCGUCGGCAAGUGGCAACCUGAGGAAUCCACAGUGGAAAAGUCCACCAUCAAGCCAGGGAAACUAACCAACAUCGAAUUCAAAGAGACUGAGCCUGUAGAAAAACAAGUUCUCAAACAACAACCGCCUCCAAAGAAGCUGCAAACUGAGAAGAUUUAUGCCUUUACCGAAACCACAGCAGUAGAGUCACAGCCUACAUUCGAAGAGGACCGUCCAAAACCAGGCAAGCUCGUCGGCAAGUGGCAACCUGAAGAAUCCACUGUGGAAAAGGCCAUCAUCAAGCCAGGCAAACUAACCAACAUCGAAUUCAUAGAGACUGAGCCUGAAGAAAACGAAGUUGUCAAACAACAACCGCCUUCCAGGAAGCUGCAAACUGAAAAGAUUUAUGCCUUUACCGAAACCACGGCAGUAGAGUCACAGCCUACAUUCGAAGAGGACCAUCCAAAACCAGGCAAGCUCGUCGGCAAGUGGCAACCUGAGGAAUCCACUGUGGAAAAGGCCAUCAUAAAGCCAGGCAAACUAACCAACAUCGAAUUCAUAGAGACUGAACCUGAAGAAAAAGAAGUUGUCAAACAACAACCGCCUCCCAGGAAGCUGCAAACUGAAAAGAUUUAUGCCUUUACCGAAACCACAGCAGUAGAGUCACAGCCUACAUUCGAAGAGGACCGUCCAAAACCAGGCAAACUCGUCGGCAAGUGGCAACCUGAGGAAUCCACUGUGGAAAGGGCCAUCAUCAAGCCAGGCAAACUAACCAACAUCGAAUUCGGAGAGACUGAGCCUGAUGGAAAAGAAGUUGUCAAACAACAACCGCCUCCCAGGAAGCUGCAAACUGAAAAGAUUUAUGCCUUCACCGAAACCACAGCAGUAGAGUCACAGCCUAAAUUCGAAGAGGACCGUCGAAAACCAGGCAAGCUCGUCGGCAAGUGGCAACCUGAGGAAUCCACAGUGGAAAAGUCCAUCAUCAAGCCAGGGAAACUAACCAACAUCGAAUUCAUAGAGACUGAGCCUGAAGAAAACGAAUUUGUCAAACAACAACCGCCUCCCAGGAAGCUGCUAACUGAAAAGAUUUAUGCCUUUACCGAAACCACGGCAGUAGAGUCACAGCCUACAUUCGAAGAGGACCGUCCAAAACCAGGCAAACUCGUCGGCAAGUGGCAACCUGAGGAAUCCACUGUGGAAAGGGCCAUCAUCAAGCCAGGGAAACUAACCAACAUCGAAUUCGGAGAGACUGAGCCUGAUGGAAAAGAAGUUGUCAAACAACAACCGCCUCCCAGGAAGCUGCAAACUGAAAAGAUUUAUGCCUUCACCGACACCACAGCAGUAGAGUCACAGCCUACAUUCAAAGAGGACCGUCCAAAACCAGGCAAGCUCGUCGGCAAGUGGCAACCUGAGGAAUCCACUGUGGAAAAGGCCAUCAUCAAGCCCGGCAAACUAACCAACAUCGAAUUCAUAGAGACUGAGCCUGAAGAAAAAGAAGUUGUCAAACAACAACCGCCUCCGAGGAAGCUGCAAACUGAAAAGAUUUAUGCCUUUACCGAAACCACGGCAGUAGAGUCACAGCCUACAUUCGAAGAGGACCGUCCAAAACCAGGCAAACUCGUCGGCAAGUGGCAACCUGAGGAAUCCACUGUGGAAAGGGCCAUCAUCAAGCCAGGGAAACUAACCAACAUCGAAUUCGGAGAGACUGAGCCUGAUGGAAAAGAAGUUGUCAAACAACAACCGCCUCCCAGGAAGCUGCAAACUGAAAAGAUUUAUGCCUUCACCGACACCACAGCAGUAGAGUCACAGCCUACAUUCGAAGAGGACCGUCCAAAACCAGGCAAGCUCGUCGGCAAGUGGCAACCUGAGGAAUCCACUGUGGAAAAGGCCAUCAUCAAGCCCGGCAAACUAACCAACAUCGAAUUCAUAGAGACUGAGCCUGAAGAAAAAGAAGUUGUCAAACAACAACCGCCUCCCAGGAAGCUGCAAACUGAAAAGAUUUAUGCCUUUACCAAAACCACGGCAGUAGAGUCACAGCCUACAUUCGAAGAGGACCGUCGAAAACCAGGCAAGCUCGUCGGCAAGUGGCAACCUGAGGAAUCCACAGUGGAAAAGUCCAUCAUCAAGCCAGGGAAACUAACCAACAUCGAAUUCAAAGAGACUGAGCCUGUAGAAAAACAAGUUCUCAAACAACAACCGCCUCCAAGGAAGCUGCAAACUGAGAAGAUUUAUGCCUUUACCGAAACCACAGCAGUAGAGUCACAGCCUACAUUCGAAGAGGACCGUCCAAAACCAGGCAAGCUCGUCGGCAAGUGGCAACCUGAAGAAUCCACUGUGGAAAAGGCCAUCAUCAAGCCAGGCAAACUAACAAACAUCGAAUUCAUAGAGACUGAGCCUGAAGAAAACGAAGUUGUCAAACAACAACCGCCUUCCAGGAAGCUGCAAACUGAAAAGAUUUAUGCCUUCACCGAAACCACAGCAGUAGAGUCACAGCCUACAUUCGAAGAGGACCGUCCAAAACCAGGCAAACUCGUCGGCAAGUGGCAACCUGAGGAAUCCACUGUGGAAAGGGCCAUCAUCAAGCCAGGCAAACUAACCAACAUCGAAUUCGGAGAGACUGAGCCUGAUGGAAAAGAAGUUGUCAAACAACAACCGCCUCCCAGGAAGCUGCAAACUGAAAAGAUUUAUGCCUUUAACGAAACCACGGCAGUAGAGUCACAGCCUACAUUCGAAGAGGACCAUCCAAAACCAGGCAAGCUCGUCGGCAAGUGGCAACCUGAGGAAUCCACUGUGGAAAAGGCCAUCAUAAAGCCAGGCAAACUAACCAACAUCGAAUUCAUAGAGACUGAACCUGAAGAAAAAGAAGUUGUCAAACAACAACCGCCUCCCAGGAAGCUGCAAACUGAAAAGAUUUAUGCCUUCACCGAUACCACAGCAGUAGAGUCACAGCCUACAUUCGAAGAGGACCGUCCAAAACCAGGCAAACUCGUCGGCAAGUGGCAACCUGAGGAAUCCACUGUGGAAAGGGCCAUCAUCAAGCCAGGGAAACUAACCAACAUCGAAUUCGGAGAGACUGAGCCUGAUGGAAAAGAAGUUGUCAAACAACAACCGCCUCCCAGGAAGCUGCAAACUGAAAAGAUUUAUGCCUUCACCGAAACCACAGCAGUAGAGUCACAGCCUACAUUCGAAGAGGACCGUCCAAAACCAGGCAAACUCGUCGGCAAGUGGCAACCUGAGGAAUCCACUGUGGAAAAGGCCAUCAUAAAGCCAGGCAAACUAACCAACAUCGAAUUCAUAGAGACUGAACCUGAAGAAAAAGAAGUUGUCAAACAACAACCGCCUCCCAGGAAGCUGCAAACUGAAAAGAUUCAUGCCUUCACCGAAACCACAGCAGUAGAGUCACAGCCUACAUUCGAAGAGGACCGUCCAAAACCAGGCAAGCUCGUCGGCAAGUGGCAACCUGAAGAAUCCACUGUGGAAAAGGCCAUCAUCAAGCCAGGCAAACUAACCAACAUCGAAUUCAUAGAGACUGAGCCUAAAGAAAACGAAGUUGUCAAACAACAACCGCCUCCCAGGAAGCUGCAAACUGAGAAGAUUUAUGCCUUUGCCGAAACCACGGCAGUAGAGUCACAGCCUACAUUCGAAGAGGACCAUCCAAAACCAGGCAAGCUCGUCGGCAAGUGGCAACCUGAGGAAUCCACUGUGGAAAAGGCCAUCAUCAAGCCAGGCAAACUAACCAACAUCGAAUUCAUAGAGGCUGAGCCUGAAGAAAAAGAAGUUGUCAAACAACAACCGCCUCCCAGGAAGCUGCAAACUGAAAAGAUUUAUGCCUUCACGGAAACCACAGCAGUAGAGUCACAGCCUACAUUCGAAGAGGACCGUCCAAAACCAGGCAAGCUCGUCGGCAAGUGGCAACCUGAGGAAUCCACUGUGGAAAAGGCCAUCAUCAAGCCAGGCAAACUAACCAACAUCGAAUUCAUAGAGACUGAGCCUGAAGAAAACGAAGUUGUCAAACAACAACCGCCUCCCAGGAAGCUGCAAACUGAAAAGAUUUAUGCCUUUACCGAAACCACGGCAGUAGAGUCACAGCCUACAUUCGAAGAGGACCGUCCAAAACCAGGCAAACUCGUCGGCAAGUGGCAACCUGAGGAAUCCACUGUGGAAAAGUCCAUCAUCAAGCCAGGGAAACUAACCAACAUCGAAUUCAAAGAGACUGAGCCUGAUGGAAAAGAAGUUGUCAAACAACAACCGCCUCCCAGGAAGCUGCAAACUGAAAAGAUUUAUGCCUUCACCGAAACCACAGCAGUAGAGUCACAGCCUACAUUCGAGGAGGACCGUCCAAAACCAGGCAAGCUCGUCGGCAAGUGGCAACCUGAGGAAUCCACUGUGGAAAAGGCCAUCAUUAAGCCAGGCAAACUAACCAACAUCGAAUUCAUAGAGACUGAGCCUGAAGAAAAAGAAGUUGUCAAACAACAACCGCCUCCCAGGAAGCUGCAAACUGAAAAGAUUUAUGCCUUUACCGAAACCACGGCAGUAGAGUCACAGCCUACAUUCGAAGAGGACCAUCCAAAACCAGGCAAGCUCGUCGGCAAGUGGCAACCUGAGGAAUCCACAGUGGAAAAGUCCAUUAUCAAGCCAGGGAAACUAACCAACAUCGAAUUCAAAGAGACUGAGCCUGUAGAAAAACAAGUUCUCAAACAACAACCGUCUCCAAGGAAGCUGCAAACUGAGAAGAUUUAUGCCUUUACCGAAACCACAGCAGUAGAGUCACAGCCUACAUUCGAAGAGGACCGUCCAAAACCAGGCAAACUCGUCGGCAAGUGGCAACCUGAGGAAUCCACUGUGGAAAGGGCCAUCAUCAAGCCAGGCAAACUAACCAACAUCGAAUUCGGAGAGACUGAGCCUGAUGGAAAAGAAGUUGUCAAACAACAACCGCCUCCCAGGAAGCUGCAAACUGAAAAGAUUUAUGCCUUUAACGAAACCACGGCAGUAGAGUCACAGCCUACAUUCGAAGAGGACCAUCCAAAACCGGGCAAGCUCGUCGGCAAGUGGCAACCUGAGGAAUCCACUGUGGAAAAGGCCAUCAUAAAGCCAGGCAAACUAACCAACAUCGAAUUCAUAGAGACUGAACCUGAAGAAAAAGAAGUUGUCAAACAACAACCGCCUCCCAGGAAGCUGCAAACUGAAAAGAUUUAUGCCUUCACCGAUACCACAGCAGUAGAGUCACAGCCUACAUUCGAAGAGGACCGUCCAAAACCAGGCAAACUCGUCGGCAAGUGGCAACCUGAGGAAUCCACUGUGGAAAGGGCCAUCAUCAAGCCAGGGAAACUAACCAACAUCGAAUUCGGAGAGACUGAGCCUGAUGGAAAAGAAGUUGUCAAACAACAACCGCCUCCCAGGAAGCUGCAAACUGAAAAGAUUUAUGCCUUCACCGAAACCACAGCAGUAGAGUCACAGCCUACAUUCGAAGAGGACCGUCCAAAACCAGGCAAACUCGUCGGCAAGUGGCAACCUGAGGAAUCCACUGUGGAAAAGGCCAUCAUAAAGCCAGGCAAACUAACCAACAUCGAAUUCAUAGAGACUGAACCUGAAGAAAAAGAAGUUGUCAAACAACAACCGCCUCCCAGGAAGCUGCAAACUGAAAAGAUUCAUGCCUUCACCGAAACCACAGCAGUAGAGUCACAGCCUACAUUCGAAGAGGACCGUCCAAAACCAGGCAAGCUCGUCGGCAAGUGGCAACCUGAAGAAUCCACUGUGGAAAAGGCCAUCAUCAAGCCAGGCAAACUAACCAACAUCGAAUUCAUAGAGACUGAGCCUAAAGAAAACGAAGUUGUCAAACAACAACCGCCUCCCAGGAAGCUGCAAACUGAGAAGAUUUAUGCCUUUGCGGAAACCACGGCAGUAGAGUCACAGCCUACAUUCGAAGAGGACCAUCCAAAACCAGGCAAGCUCGUCGGCAAGUGGCAACCUGAGGAAUCCACUGUGGAAAAGGCCAUCAUCAAGCCAGGCAAACUAACCAACAUCGAAUUCAUAGAGGCUGAGCCUGAAGAAAAAGAAGUUGUCAAACAACAACCGCCUCCCAGGAAGCUGCAAACUGAAAAGAUUUAUGCCUUCACGGAAACCACAGCAGUAGAGUCACAGCCUACAUUCGAAGAGGACCGUCCAAAACCAGGCAAGCUCGUCGGCAAGUGGCAACCUGAGGAAUCCACUGUGGAAAAGGCCAUCAUAAAGCCAGGCAAACUAACCAACAUCGAAUUCAUAGAGACUGAACCUGAAGAAAAAGAAGUUGUCAAACAACAACCGCCUCCCAGGAAGCUGCAAACUGAAAAGAUUUAUGCCUUCACCGAUACCACAGCAGUAGAGUCACAGCCUACAUUCGAAGAGGACCGUCCAAAACCAGGCAAACUCGUCGGCAAGUGGCAACCUGAGGAAUCCACUGUGGAAAGGGCCAUCAUCAAGCCAGGGAAACUAACCAACAUCGAAUUCGGAGAGACUGAGCCUGAUGGAAAAGAAGUUGUCAAACAACAACCGCCUCCCAGGAAGCUGCAAACUGAAAAGAUUUAUGCCUUCACCGAAACCACAGCAGUAGAGUCACAGCCUACAUUCGAAGAGGACCGUCCAAAACCAGGCAAACUCGUCGGCAAGUGGCAACCUGAGGAAUCCACUGUGGAAAAGGCCAUCAUAAAGCCAGGCAAACUAACCAACAUCGAAUUCAUAGAGACUGAACCUGAAGAAAAAGAAGUUGUCAAACAACAACCGCCUCCCAGGAAGCUGCAAACUGAAAAGAUUCAUGCCUUCACCGAAACCACAGCAGUAGAGUCACAGCCUACAUUCGAAGAGGACCGUCCAAAACCAGGCAAGCUCGUCGGCAAGUGGCAACCUGAAGAAUCCACUGUGGAAAAGGCCAUCAUCAAGCCAGGCAAACUAACCAACAUCGAAUUCAUAGAGACUGAGCCUAAAGAAAACGAAGUUGUCAAACAACAACCGCCUCCCAGGAAGCUGCAAACUGAGAAGAUUUAUGCCUUUGCGGAAACCACGGCAGUAGAGUCACAGCCUACAUUCGAAGAGGACCAUCCAAAACCAGGCAAGCUCGUCGGCAAGUGGCAACCUGAGGAAUCCACUGUGGAAAAGGCCAUCAUCAAGCCAGGCAAACUAACCAACAUCGAAUUCAUAGAGGCUGAGCCUGAAGAAAAAGAAGUUGUCAAACAACAACCGCCUCCCAGGAAGCUGCAAACUGAAAAGAUUUAUGCCUUCACGGAAACCACAGCAGUAGAGUCACAGCCUACAUUCGAAGAGGACCGUCCAAAACCAGGCAAGCUCGUCGGCAAGUGGCAACCUGAGGAAUCCACUGUGGAAAAGGCCAUCAUCAAGCCAGGCAAACUAACCAACAUCGAAUUCAUAGAGACUGAGCCUGAAGAAAACGAAGUUGUCAAACAACAACCGCCUCCCAGGAAGCUGCAAACUGAAAAGAUUUAUGCCUUUACCGAAACCACGGCAGUAGAGUCACAGCCUACAUUCGAAGAGGACCGUCCAAAACCAGGCAAACUCGUCGGCAAGUGGCAACCUGAGGAAUCCACUGUGGAAAAGUCCAUCAUCAAGCCAGGGAAACUAACCAACAUCGAAUUCAAAGAGACUGAGCCUGAUGGAAAAGAAGUUGUCAAACAACAACCGCCUCCCAGGAAGCUGCAAACUGAAAAGAUUUAUGCCUUCACCGAAACCACAGCAGUAGAGUCACAGCCUACAUUCGAGGAGGACCGUCCAAAACCAGGCAAGCUCGUCGGCAAGUGGCAACCUGAGGAAUCCACUGUGGAAAAGGCCAUCAUUAAGCCAGGCAAACUAACCAACAUCGAAUUCAUAGAGACUGAGCCUGAAGAAAAAGAAGUUGUCAAACAACAACCGCCUCCCAGGAAGCUGCAAACUGAAAAGAUUUAUGCCUUUACCGAAACCACGGCAGUAGAGUCACAGCCUACAUUCGAAGAGGACCAUCCAAAACCAGGCAAGCUCGUCGGCAAGUGGCAACCUGAGGAAUCCACAGUGGAAAAGUCCAUCAUCAAGCCAGGGAAACUAACCAACAUCGAAUUCAAAGAGACUGAGCCUGUAGAAAAACAAGUUCUCAAACAACAACCGCCUCCAAGGAAGCUGCAAACUGAGAAGAUUUAUGCCUUUACCGAAACCACGGCAGUAGAGUCACAAUCUACAUUCGAAGAGGACCGUCCAAAACCAGGCAAACUCGUCGGCAAGUGGCAACCUGAGGAAUCCACUGUGGAAAGGGCCAUCAUAAAGCCAGGGAAACUAACCAACAUCGAAUUCGGAGAGACUGAGCCUGAUGGAAAAGAAGUUGUCAAACAACAACCGCCUCCCAGGAAGCUGCAAACUGAAAAGAUUUAUGCCUUCACCGAAACCACAGCAGUAGAGUCACAGCCUACAUUCGAAGAGGACCGUCCAAAACCAGGCAAGCUCGUCGGCAAGUGGCAACCUGAGGAAUCCACUGUGGAAAAGGCCAUCAUCAAGCCAGGCAAACUAACCAACAUCGAAUUCAUAGAGAUUGAGCCUGAAGAAAAAGAAGUUGUCAAACAACAACCGCCUCCCAGAAAGCUGCAAACUGAAAAGAUUUAUGCCUUUACCGAAACCACGGCAGUAGAGUCACAGCCUACUUUUGAAGAGGACCGUCGAAAACCAGGAAAGCUCGUCGGCAAGUGGCAACCUGAGGAAUCCACAGUGGAAAAGUCCAUCAUCAAGCCAGGGAAACUAACCAACAUCGAAUUCAAAGAGACUGAGCCUGUAGAAAAACAAGUUCUCAAACAACAACCGCCUCCAAGGAAGCUGCAAACUGAGAAGAUUUAUGCCUUUACCGAAACCACAGCAGUAGAGUCACAGCCUACAUUCGAAGAGGACCGUCCAAAACCAGGCAAGCUCGUCGGCAAGUGGCAACCUGAGGAAUCCACUGUGGAAAAGGCCAUCAUCAAGCCAGGCAAACUAACCAACAUAGAAUUCAUAGAGACUGAGCCUGAAGAAAACGAAGUUGUCAAACAACAACCGCCUCCCAGGAAGCUGCAAACUAAAACGAUUUAUGCCUUUACCGAAACCACGGCAGUAGAGUCACAGCCUACAUUCGAAGAGGACCGUCCAAAACCAGGCAAACUUGUCGGCACGUGGCAACCUGAGGAAUCCACUGUGGAAAGGGCCAUCAUCAAGCCAGGGAAACUAACCAACAUCGAAUUCGGAGAGACUGAGCCUGAUGGAAAAAAAGUUGUCAAACAACAACCGCCUCCCAGGAAGCUGCAAACUGAAAAGAUUUAUGCCUUCACCGAAACCACAGCAGUAGAGUCACAGCCUACAUUCGAAGAGGACCGUCCAAAACCAGGCAAGCUCGUCGGCAAGUGGCAACCUGAGGAAUCCACUGUGGAAAAAGCCAUCAUCAAGCCAGGCAAACUAACCAACAUCGAAUUCAUAGAGACUGAGCCUGAAGAAAAAGAAGUUGUCAAACAACAACCGCCUCCCAGGAAGCUGCAAACUGAAAAGAUUUAUGCCUUUACCGAAACCACGGCAGUAGAGUCACAGCCUACAUUCGAAGAGGACCGUCGAAAACCAGGCAAGCUCGUCGGCAAGUGGCAACCUGAAGAAUCCACAGUGGAAAAGUCCAUCAUCAAGCCAGGGAAACUAACCAACAUCGAAUUCAAAGAGACUGAGCCUGUAGAAAAACAAGUUCUCAAACAACAACCGCCUCCAAGGAAGCUGCAAACUGAGAAGAUUUAUGCCUUUACCGAAACCACAGCAGUAGAGUCACAGCCUACAUUCGAAGAGGACCGUCCAAAACCAGGCAAGCUCGUCGGCAAGUGGCAACCUGAAGAAUCCACUGUGGAAAAGGCCAUCAUCAAGCCAGGCAAACUAACCAACUUUGAAUUCAUAGAGACUGAGCCUGAAGAAAACGAAGUUGUCAAACAACAACCGCCUCCCAGGAAGCUGCAAACUGAAAAGAUUUAUGCCUUUACCGAAACCACGGCAGUAGAGUCACAGCCUACAUUCGAAGAGGACCAUCCAAAACCAGGCAAGCUCGUCGGCAAGUGGCAACCUGAGGAAUCCACUGUGGAAAAGGCCAUCAUAAAGCCAGGCAAACUAACCAACAUCGAAUUCAUAGAGACUGAACCUGAAGAAAAAGAAGUUGUCAAACAACAACCGCCUCCCAGGAAGCUGCAAACUGAAAAGAUUUAUGCCUUCACCGAAACCACAGCAGUAGAGUCACAGCCUACAUUCGAAGAGGACCGUCCAAAACCAGGCAAACUCGUCGGCAAGUGGCAACCUGAGGAAUCCACUGUGGAAAGGGCCAUCAUCAAGCCAGGCAAACUAACCAACAUCGAAUUCAUAGAGACUGAGCCUGAAGAAAACGAAGUUGUCAAACAACAACCGCCUCCCAGGAAGCUGCAAACUGAAAAGAUUUAUGCCUUUACCGAAACCACGGCAGUAGAGUCACAGCCUACAUUCGAAGAGGACCGUCCAAAACCAGGCAAACUCGUCGGCAAGUGGCAACCUGAGGAAUCCACUGUGGAACAGGCCAUCAUAAAGCCAGGGAAACUAACCAACAUCGAAUUCGGAGAGACUGAGCCUGAUGGAAAAGAAGUUAUCAAACAACAACCGCCUCCCAGGAAGCUGCAAACUGAAAAGAUUUAUGCCUUCACCGAAACCACAGCAGUAGAGUCACAGCCUACAUUCGAAGAGGACCGUCGAAAACCAGGCAAGCUCGUCAGCAAGUGGCAACCUGAGGAAUCCACAGUGGAAAAGUCCAUCAUCAAGCCAGGGAAACUAACCAACAUCGAAUUCAAAGAGACUGAGCCUGUAGAAAAACAAGUUCUCAAACAACAACCGCCUCCCAGGAAGCUGCAAACUGAAAAGAUUUAUGCCUUCACCGAAACCACAGCAGUAGAGUCACAGCCUACAUUCGAAGAGGACCGUCCAAAACCAGGCAAGCUCGUCGGCAAGUGGCAACCUGAGGAAUCCACUGUGGAAAAGGCCAUCAUCAAGCCAGGCAAACUAACCAACAUCGAAUUCAUAGAGACUGAGCCUGAAGAAAACGAAGUUGUCAAAAAACAACCGCCUCCCAGGAAGCUGCAAACUGAAAAGAUUUAUGCCUUUACCGAAACCACGGCAGUAGAGUCACAGCCUACAUUCGAAGAGGACCGUCCAAAACCAGGCAAACUUGUCGGCACGUGGCAACCUGAAGAAUCCACUGUGGAAAGGGCCAUCAUCAAGCCAGGGAAACUAACCAACAUCGAAUUCAAAGAGACUGAGCCUGAUGGAAAAAAAGUUGUCAAACAACAACCGCCUCCCAGGAAGCUCCAAACUGAAAAGAUUUAUGCCUUCACCGAAACCACAGCAGUAGAGUCACAGCCUACAUUCGAAGAGGACCGUCCAAAACCAGGCAAGCUCGUCGGCAAGUGGCAACCUGAGGAAUCCACUGUGGAAAAGGCCAUCAUCAAGCCAGGCAAACUAACCAACAUCGAAUUCAUAGAGACUGAGCCUGAAGAAAAAGAAGUUGUCAAACAACAACCGCCUCCCAGGAAGCUGCAAACUGAAAAGAUUUAUGCCUUUACCGAAACCACGGCAGUAGAGUCACAGCCUACAUUCGAAGAGGACCAUCCAAAACCAGGCAAGCUCGUCGGCAAGUGGCAACCUGAGGAAUCCACUGUGGAAAAGGCCAUCAUAAAGCCAGGCAAACUAACCAACAUCGAAUUCAUAGAGACUGAGCCUGAUGGAAAAAAAGUUGUCAAACAACAACCGCCUCCCAGGAAGCUGCAAACUGAAAAGAUUUAUGCCUUCACCGAAACCACAGCAGUAGAGUCACAGCCUACAUUCGAAGAGGACCGUCCAAAACCAGGCAAGCUCGUCGGCAAGUGGCAACCUGAGGAAUCCACUGUGGAAAAGGCCAUCAUCAAGCCAGGCAAACUAACCAACAUCGAAUUCAUAGAGGCUGAGCCUGAAGAAAAAGAAGUUGUCAAACAACAACCGCCUCCCAGGAAGCUGCAAACUGAAAAGAUUUAUGCCUUUACCGAAACCACGGCAGUAGAGUCACAGCCUACAUUCGAAGAGGACCGUCCAAAACCAGGCAAGCUCGUCGGCAAGUGGCAACCUGAGGAAUCCACUGUGGAAAAGGCCAUCAUCAAGCCAGGCAAACUAACCAACAUCGAAUUCAUAGAGACUGAGCCUGAAGAAAACGAAGUUGUCAAAAAACAACCGCCUCCCAGGAAGCUGCAAACUGAAAAGAUUUAUGCCUUUACCGAAACCACGGCAGUAGAGUCACAGCCUACAUUCGAAGAGGACCGUCCAAAACCAGGCAAACUUGUCGGCACGUGGCAACCUGAGGAAUCCACUGUGGAAAGGGCCAUCAUCAAGCCAGGGAAACUAACCAACAUCGAAUUCAAAGAGACUGAGCCUGAUGGAAAAAAAGUUGUCAAACAACAACCGCCUCCCAGGAAGCUCCAAACUGAAAAGAUUUAUGCCUUCACCGAAACCACAGCAGUAGAGUCACAGCCUACAUUCGAAGAGGACCGUCCAAAACCAGGCAAGCUCGUCGGCAAGUGGCAACCUGAGGAAUCCACUGUGGAAAAGGCCAUCAUCAAGCCAGGCAAACUAACCAACAUCGAAUUCAUAGAGACUGAGCCUGAAGAAAAAGAAGUUGUCAAACAACAACCGCCUCCCAGGAAGCUGCAAACUGAAAAGAUUUAUGCCUUUACCGAAACCACGGCAGUAGAGUCACAGCCUACAUUCGAAGAGGACCAUCCAAAACCAGGCAAGCUCGUCGGCAAGUGGCAACCUGAGGAAUCCACUGUGGAAAAGGCCAUCAUAAAGCCAGGCAAACUAACCAACAUCGAAUUCAUAGAGACUGAACCUGAAGAAAAAGAAGUUGUCAAACAACAACCGCCUCCCAGGAAGCUGCAAACUGAAAAGAUUUAUGCCUUCACCGAAACCACAGCAGUAGAGUCACAGCCUACAUUCGAGGAGGACCGUCCAAAACCAGGCAAGCUCGUCGGCAAGUGGCAACCUGAGGAAUCCACUGUGGAAAAGGCCAUCAUUAAGCCAGGCAAACUAACCAACAUCGAAUUCAUAGAGACUGAGCCUGAAGAAAAAGAAGUUGUCAAACAACAACCGCCUCCCAGGAAGCUGCAAACUGAAAAGAUUUAUGCCUUUACCGAAACCACAGCAGUAGAGUCACAGCCUACAUUCGAAGAGGACCGUCCAAAACCAGGCAAGCUCGUCGGCAAGUGGCAACCUGAAGAAUCCACUGUGGAAAAGGCCAUCAUCAAGCCAGGCAAACUAACCAACAUCGAAUUCAUAGAGACUGAGCCUGAAGAAAACGAAGUUGUCAAACAACAACCGCCUCCCAGGAAGCUGCAAACUGAAAAGAUUUAUGCCUUUACCGAAACCACGGCAGUAGAGUCACAGCCUACAUUCGAAGAGGACCAUCCAAAACCAGGCAAGCUCGUCGGCAAGUGGCAACCUGAGGAAUCCACUGUGGAAAAGGCCAUCAUAAAGCCAGGCAAACUAACCAACAUCGAAUUCAUAGAGACUGAACCUGAAGAAAAAGUUGUCAAACAACAACCGCCUCCCAGGAAGCUGCAAACUGAAAAGAUUUAUGCCUUCACCGAAACCACAGCAGUAGAGUCACAGCCUAAAUUCGAAGAGGACCGUCGAAAACCAGGCAAGCUCGUCGGCAAGUGGCAACCUGAGGAAUCCACAGUGGAAAGGGCCAUCAUCAAGCCAGGGAAACUAACCAACAUCGAAUUCGGAGAGACUGAGCCUGAUGGAAAAGAAGUUGUCAAACAACAACCGCCUCCCAGGAAGCUGCAAACUGAAAAGAUUUAUGCCUUCACCGAAACCACAGCAGUAGAGUCACAGCCUACAUUCGAAGAGGACCGUCGAAAACCAGGCAAGCUCGUCGGCAAGUGGCAACCUGAGGAAUCCACUGUGGAAAAGGCCAUCAUAAAGCCAGGCAAACUAACCAACAUCGAAUUCAUAGAGACUGAGCCUGAAGAAAAAGAAGUUGUCAAACAACAACCGCCUCCCAGGAAGCUGCAAACUGAAAAGAUUUAUGCCUUUACCGAAACCACGGCAGUAGAGUCACAGCCUACAUUCGAAGAGGACCGUCCAAAACCAGGCAAACUCGUCGGCAAGUGGCAACCUGAGGAAUCCACUGUGGAAAGGACUUCCAUCAAACCAGGAAAGUUAACAAAAAUUGAAUUCGACCACACGGAGCCUGAAGAAAAAGAAGUAGUCAGACAACAACCGCUUCCAAGAAAGCUAGAAACUGAAAAGAUUAUUGGCUUUACUGAAACCACGGCAGUAAAGUCACAGUCUACAUUCGAAGAGGACCGUCUUAAACCUGGCAAGCUCGUCGGCAAGUGGCAACCUGAGGAAUCCACUGUGGGGAAGGCCAUCAUCAAGCCAGGCAAACUAACCAACAUCGAAUUCAAAGAGACUCAGCCUGAAGAAAAAGAUAUUGCGAAACAACAAUCUUCUCGCACAAAACUCCAAACUGAGAAGAAGUAUCCCUUCAUUGUGUCCAUGGCACCAGAGUCGCAGUCGAGAUCUCAGGUAGAACGUCAAGCACCAGGAAAACUCGGCCAAUGGCAACCUGUAAGGAACGCUUCAACAAAUGUAUUCCAAGGACAAAAGACGUUUGUAGGAAAUGAUCGUGCACAAAUGGCUGGGUUUUUCUACAGUGACGAAACAGAUUGGAAAUCAAGAAAUUCUUUAGAGAGCCAUGUCCAAUUGAGGUCCCCCAAGCAGGAACAAGAGAAAACAGAGGAAGGAUCAAGAUACACUCCAGGAGAUCUAACCGGAUAUCAGUACAAAACAAAAGAUCGCUCCAAUGAAAACAAGCGCUGGACACAACAACAGCCUUCACUUGGAGAACCUGUCUCCAAAGAGGAAUCCAUGAAACAAUGGAGUCAGCCAGUUCAACUUGCAGGAUAUGAAAGAAGCGGAAAUGAUGUCAAAGUUUAUCACAAUGUUAGUGAAGAUAAACAAGGUGAUGUCACAGUUGUCACUAAAACAAAACGGGUGGUAACAAACAACACGCGUUAUGAAAUCAAAAACGAUCAUGAGCCAGAAACCAUCACAACUGUUAGAGUAGAAAGACCUAAAAUACAGCUACAUGGCGUCAAACAGCAGAGAAUUGCUGAUAAGCCAUAUGGCAGUGUGGUCAUUAGUGUUGGUGAGGACAUCAACUCUGGCAUAAAGACUACCCAGCAGCAAUAUCAACAGCAGUCUUGGCAAACGAAUACCAAACCACAGAUUAAAGAAUUCAAAAUAGUGAAUGAGAAAAAAAGUAAUCAAACUAGAAAUGGAGUUGAAAUUCAACCUGAAAGUAUAAUGAAUGCCACAUAUAUGACUGUACAAAGUGCACCAUCCCAACAAAGUGGACAGGGACAGGCUUUGGGGCAGCAAGAGCAUUAUGUUGGUGGCAAGAAGACGUUUCAAAUAGCAAUUGACACCCAAGAUGGAUUGCCCCCAAAAGUUGUACAGCAAGGCAGAGGACAACAAUUGGAAGGUAGAAUUGUAACAGCAAGCUCACAACCCAGGGAAGGCGUACACUUAAAUCAAAGGCAUGCACAAAUGAAGGAAAUAGCUUAUCAACAACAUACAGCGAUGACAAGCAUGCCACACCAUCGUGAAAUGAAAGUGAUUCAGACAUCUGUAAAGACAUCUAAACAGCAAGCUGGUACUUCAGGAGAGAAAGAAAAAAAUGGCCUAAUCCAGGGAGUAACAUCCACACAAGGCAGUCAGAUGAAUGGUCACUGGCAGAUGACCUCAAGUCAAGCAAUAGCUACAUCCAAAUCUUUACAACAGCCAUCUUCGAUACAGAUUGAUCUAUCCAAUAAUAACAAAGCACAAGAAGGCAACAAGCAGAUAACACAGAAAGGUUUUUCGUAUGUUGCUGGUCCACAGAUACUGACCCAUCAGUCAGUCAUCUCAAGAGAAACACGAGUGGUGAAAGAGGGUGAUCCUGAAUAUGAGGCUCUCAUGAUGCAAGCGCAAAGUCAAUGGAGCAUGCAAGGGCAACAUGACAAGGUCACCACCACCAAAAAGCCAAUUGAAAAGCGGGUCUCUCUUGGAGCUAAUUCACAGAAUGCUCCACAAAGGAUGCAAAUAGUCCACGAGUUGAGAGGCAAGAAAGGAGAGUUGACAAGUGGUAAGAAUAGGGGGGUGUUGAUUGAGUACAGUGGAGAAGCCACACCAAGUCAGAAGGGUCAGAGAGGAUAUCAAGUUACUGAAGUGGCCCAACAGGUUGUAGUACAGAAAAGGAAGUAAAAACAGAGAAGCAAGAACGUGUCAUCGCUAAACCAAUAAUUAUUUUGAAUAAUAUUCUUAAGCUACAUAGAUUAUAGUUCACAAGAAACCAAAGAUAUUUUUUGGAUUUCUUGUUAUCUCAGUGUUUUGAGAAUUUGGCUGGCCCACCAAAUUUUUGAAUAUUGACCACUCGUUUUUUAAUAUUUAGUAAAAAUAAAUAAAUAAGUGCUUGUUAUGUAUAUAGCUUUGAAAUGAUAAAUAAAACAGGUUUCAGAAUGCUU